AUGAAUUAUGAACAGCUGAGGAGACCUUGGCUGGUUGAGGUGUGCACAGAAAGGCAGCUCAGCAUUGAGGAUCUGAUGAAAACACAGUUAGUAGGUUUGCUGUAUUCUAAUGAACAGAAGAGGAAUAAUGGUCCAGGUCUGCAGGGAACUUCCAGCCCACUGGCAGAGGGAAUACAACUGUAUUUAAACCUGUUACCUGGACUGCAUAGUGGAAGAGAUGAAAGUGUUGAAAUUCUGAAGAAAGGCAACUUAUUGGGUGUCGCACCAGGUGGAGGUCGAGAAGCAUUCUUUAGUGAUGAAAACUAUAACCUCCUGUGGGGUAAUCGCAAAGGCUUUGCUCAAGUGGCCAUAGAUGCAAAAGUGCCCAUCAUCCCUUUGUUUACACAGAACAUUCGGGAAGGAUAUAGGACAUUUGGAAAAAUAGGGUUUUUUAGGUGGUUCUAUGAACGUUCUCGAUUGCCACUCAUUCCUGUAUAUGGAGGGUUCCCAGUCAAACUUCGCACAUAUAUUGGAGAUCCCAUUCCCUAUGAUCCAAAUAUAACAGCUACAGAACUAGUUGAAAAGACAAAGAUUGCCAUUGAAACGCUAAGAGACAAACACCAAGAACUACCAGGAAGUAUACUAAGAGCUCUGUUGGAACGAUUUGAUAAACAUCAGAAAGAAGACUAGUGUAUUUAAAUAUUGUUGUUAAAUAUUAAAAACUGUUACUGUAACUUGUGGGAAGAAAAAUAUAGUUUUCUUAAAAGUACAAGAGACUGCAAACUACAUGUAUCAAACAUUCAAUCAUAUCACUGCCUUAAAAUCUCUCUCUCUCAUCUGGUCUGGCAACUUCAAUCCAAAUAAUAAAAGAAAAGGAAAUUAAGAGGUUCAUUAUCCUGAGAGAAAUUGAUUAGAGAUUGUUAAACCAGAUGACAGCAGACAUUAUUCUCAUAUAAAAGUUAGACCUUGUGUAGCAUUAGGAGCACACAGGGUGAGCUGAUUAUAGAGGAAGUCGACAUUAGAAAAUUUUGGUGUUUGGUCUGUUUCCAAUUGUUGAUAGGAGAAAAACAGCCCAUAUCCAGACCAGAUGAGAGAGAGAGAAAUGUUGAGACAUUUUGGCUAUAACACACUUAUAACUGUAUUUUAAUAUCUAA
Messenger RNA from Trachemys scripta elegans, 1133 nucleotides. RefSeq names its product transmembrane protein 68-like. The transcript is spliced from 5 exons. Gene Ontology annotation, cellular component: membrane. Gene Ontology annotation, molecular function: acyltransferase activity. The record is from RefSeq and is a predicted model, not a curated record. Lineage: Eukaryota; Metazoa; Chordata; Testudines; Emydidae. Bases 1 to 669 code for a protein of 222 amino acids.